Messenger RNA from Balearica regulorum gibbericeps (East African grey crowned-crane), 1957 nucleotides. RefSeq names its product arylamine N-acetyltransferase, pineal gland isozyme NAT-10. Gene Ontology annotation, molecular function: arylamine N-acetyltransferase activity. NCBI's taxonomy places the organism in Eukaryota, Metazoa, Chordata, Aves, Gruiformes, Gruidae. The record is from RefSeq and is a predicted model, not a curated record.
GGAAAACAUAAACAUCUACUAAUAGAAAAGAAACAAAGUUUAAUUUGCUCAUGGAUCAGUGAAGUCCAAAACCGUGCAUUCAUUUUGGGUGGACUCUGCCCUUUCUCGGCAUUUAAGACUCGGGAGUGAGGGCCGGCAGAGCUUAGAGAGGAAGACAACCCUUGCAAUUUGUAUCUACUCCUGGUUUACUGACUGCUGCCCCAGCAAUAAACAACCCAGAAGCUGAAUACAUCAAUAAAUAAGGCUAUUUUAAGAGGUGACAUGAACCUUGAAGAGUAUUUUGCGAGAACUGGCUAUAAAGGUUCCCUUGAAAAACAAGACUUGGAAACCUUAACUGAUAUAUUCCAGCAUCACAUCCGUGCUGUUCCCUUCGAAAACCUCAGCAUCCACUGCGGGGAGAAAGUUACUUUGGAGUUGGAGCACGUUUAUAACAAAAUCGUGCGGAGGAAGCGGGGUGGCUGGUGCAUGGAAAACAACCAGCUGUUGGGCUGGGUCCUGAAAUGCCUCGGGUACGACGCCAGCUUUCUGGGAGCGUAUGUAUUCAAUCCACAUCAAAACGCAUAUGCCAGCAUCAUGACCCAUCUCCUUGUAAAGGUCGUUAUCGAUGGCAAAGCCUAUAUUGUUGACGGAGGCUUUGGUGUAUCCUAUCAGAUGUGGCAACCGAUGGAGCUUAUGUCGGGGAAAGACCAGCCCCAGGCUCCUGGUGUCUUUCGCUUCACGGAAAAAAACGCCAUCUGGUAUCUUGAGAAAAUGAGACGGAAACAAUACAUCCCCAAUCAAAAUUUCUCUAAUUCUGAUCUUCUGGAGAAAAAAGAGUGUCGGAAAGUUUAUAUGUUCAGCCUUGAGCCACGGACAGUGGAAGACUUCCGUUUCCAGUGCACGUACCUUCAGACGUCUCCAGAUUCCCUCUUUACAAAGAAGUCCAUCUGCACCCUCCAGACCACCGAUGGCUUUCGAGCACUAAUUGGGUGGACACUCACUGAGACCACAUACAACUACAAGGAAAAUAUGGAUCUGGUGGAAUUUGUAACUCUUGAAGAUGAAGAGGUGGAAAAAACACUCAAAGAAAAAUUCAACAUAACCCUAGAUAAAAAACUUGUCCCAAUUAAUGUCAAAGGAGUUUACACAAUCUAGAUGACCAGAAAAAUUGACAAUAAUGCUAUGUAUGUACAGUACCUUCCACUGUCUGUGCAAUCACUACUGUAAGAUUAUGGGAUUCUUUUGCAGGUGAUUGAAGGAAAAAUACAUUAAUACCAGAUUAAAGUGAAUUUCACUCUGGGGAAAAAUCAGGAAUUUAAGACUCUUCUGUCAGGUAGAUAGAAUUAUUUGCUGUGAGAUGACUGCAGUUCGAUUUUUGGCACAAACGUAGGAUCUGAUUUGAAUCUGGUUAUAAACUUGGGUAAUAAAUAUGUCUGGAGAAUUUUGGAGUGCCUAUAGCACAUAAACAGGAGUAUGGAUUAUUAAUUGUGAUAUGCUGCCAACACAUUUUCUAUGGUUAUUAUAGGGAGAAAAGUAAUCUGUGAGCCUUUAGACAAUGAAGUACACAUUUAAAACUUAAUUUUACACAAGAGCUAACCACUGGCAGCUCAUCUCAUUUCUCUACCUUUAAUAUAAGUAAAACAAUGUCAUCUUUGAAAGGAGCAUUAGGAGACAUAAUUCUUUCACCGUCAUCCUUAGACAAAACAUAGUACAAACUGAAAACAGUCAUCAUGUGCAUCCCUUUUUCCAUUGCUGCACUAAACUGCCCAAAGUAAUUUUUGGUAUGCACAUACUUGCUGGCGAUGCAAAUUGAAUAUAUUGCAGCACUACUGUGGCUGAUGGGCUCUAAGGAGAUACCUACAAGCUUUGCUUCUGGUAAGUAAUCAGCCUAUAAAGGGCAAAUGGUGUUUAAACAUCACAACUGGCUUAGAUUUACUUCUAUCCCAAAAGGGGUGGAAAUUUUGUAUUUUUAGCAUUG